AUGAAGAGGCUGGGUUUCAAUGGCCCGUUCCAGUGUGUUAUGUGCAAAGAAAAGGAAGAAUCUUUGGAUCACUUGUUGCUUCAAUGUGAUAUAGCUCAAGGAGUGUGGAAACUCUUAUUAAGAAAAUUGGGGUGGGAAACUCCUCUUCCAAAAAAAGUAAUAGAUCUUUUCAAAAGCUGGUUCACGGAGUACAGGAAGUCAACCCUCUCGAGUCUAUGGACUGUUUCGCCUUCAAUUGCUAUAUGGGAAUUAUGGAAAGAAAGAAAUAGGCAAGUAUUUCAAGAUAAAGAAGAGGCACUGGAAAGAGUGUGCGAUAGGGUGGAGAGGGCUAUUUCUGAAGUUGUUUCAGCAGCAACAGUUAAUCAUAAUUUUUUGGAACAUCCGUAUUGCUUGGUGGACAUCUUUAGUCAAUCCAG
Cryptomeria japonica (Japanese cedar) is the source of this 416-nucleotide messenger RNA. RefSeq lists its product as uncharacterized. The annotation marks the transcript as partial. NCBI's taxonomy places the organism in Eukaryota, Viridiplantae, Streptophyta, Pinopsida, Cupressales, Cupressaceae. The record is from RefSeq and is a predicted model, not a curated record. The transcript has a single exon.